Molecule: messenger RNA, 695 nt
Organism: Hyphopichia burtonii NRRL Y-1933
Lineage: Eukaryota; Fungi; Ascomycota; Pichiomycetes; Serinales; Debaryomycetaceae
Gene: SOD1
Product: superoxide dismutase
Exons: 3
Coding region: 208-672 (154 amino acids)
Biological process (GO): removal of superoxide radicals
Molecular function (GO): superoxide dismutase activity; copper ion binding
Source: RefSeq, a predicted model, not a curated record
GUCUGAAGCUUGUCUGUGAAGCUUAUCUGUGAAGCUUAGAAUAGGAGGAAGAUGAAUGUACGGAGGUUUUAAUUUUGAGGUACGGGGGUUUCUGUCGAUCUCCGGCCUGUGGCGGCUUAAUUUGCUUUUUGCUCUAAAUCGAGCAAUUGAAUUUCCUCCUUCUUUAUUCUACUCGAUUAUUCAAUUAAUUAAGAAGAUAUUUACAUCAUGGUUAAAGCUGUUGCUGUUUUAAGAGGAGACGCCAAAGUUUCUGGUGUUGUUAAUUUCGAACAAGUUUCUGAAGGCGAACCAACCACCAUUACUUGGGAUAUCCAAGGUAAUGAUGCCAAUGCCUUACGUGGGUUCCACGUUCAUCAGUUUGGUGAUAACACCAACGGAUGUACUUCUGCUGGUCCUCACUUCAAUCCAUUUGGUAAAACCCACGGUUCUCCAGAAGAUGACGAACGUCAUGUUGGUGAUUUAGGUAACAUCACCACUGACGCUUCUGGUGUUGCUCAAGGUACCAAGAAAGAUUUAUUGGUUAAAUUACUCGGUGCCAACUCUAUCUUGGGUAGAACUGUUGUUGUUCACGCUGGUACCGAUGAUUUAGGUAAAGGUGGCCAUGCUGAAUCCAAAAAAACUGGUAACGCCGGUGGUAGACCAGCUUGUGGGGUUAUCGGUAUCUCUGAUUAAGUAUUUAAGUAAUAUAUGAUUUG